GUUUGUGCAUGUUCAUUUUUAUUGUCAUCGUGGCACCAUCUUUGAGCAAAAAUAACUGAUUUCUUGCAAAUUUGAUUGAACAUUUCAUAAGUUGAGGGUCUGGUCUUUCGUCAUGUUUAAGAGGAAAUUAGAAGCUCUGCAGUAUCAUCAAGUUGAUCUCGAUAUAAAGGAUGAAAUGAAAUGGCGUAAUCUGGUUGUGUGGCUUGAAGAUCAAAAGGUUCGAUUGUACAAGAUAGAAGAACGAGAAGAGCUUAGAAAUUUUAUCAGUGGUGACUGGCCAAAGGCAUAUCAAAAGUAUUUGAAGGAUAUACAGUGUCCAGUGGAAGCUGGUGACAGAGAAGGCGUCUGUGAAUGGCUGCUUGCUCAAGCAGUCAGGUUGGACUACGGAGAAAAUGUGGGUACUUACAAGGCGAUAUCUGGGAAUGGUCCUUCACAGCAAAAUUCAUCUUCCUCGCACCCAGCGUCUGACGAUCCUUUUCAUCAUUUAGACGUAAAUGAACCAAACUUCAAAGCAGGUCUAGCGUCGGUAUGUUUACUACUGAAUAUACCAGAGCACUAUGACCCAGUGACUACACUAGAAGCAGUUAGUGUCUUGAUUCAAGAGAGAUUAAUGCAAGGUGGUGCUGUCACUGCUGAUGAGGGUGUUGAUUUUGAGUUGAAAAACUACGAGUUAGGAUUUUCUACAGAAGAUCCAGCAUUGGAUGAAGCUGCUCGCAUCCUACGUCUUCUUCAUGUAUCCGAACUUCGCGAUCUACAAACUCAGAUAAACGAAUCCAUAGUAGCGGUCCAGACAAUCACAGCCAAUCCGAAGACAGAUCAGAAACUCGGCAAGGUCGGACGGUGACAUCGGGUCAGAGGGUAGACUGUGAUGCUCAUUGUUAGGUCAUUGGUUCAUUUAAUCUUGGCAUGCCUUGAUGUAAUGCAUGAUGGACCUAAAUUGGCUUGUGUGCAAGAUUGGUCAUAAAGACUCCAGUACUUGUAGACUUGCAUGAAAAAAUAACCCGCAAACAAAACGCUACAUAAAGCAUUGUCGUAUUAGGAAAAAGAUGCAUAGCCAUAAAAUACUGGUAUUCUAAAUAUCUCCGUUCCAAACCGCAAACCAAAUAUAUAUAUAGAUACCUCACCAUGCAAUGCCUCAAAUCGCAUAUCUACGUUCCACUUCUGGAACAAAAAUAGCGCGAAGCACAAGGUUGUUCUUUCUGUACAAAUUGAUUGAAGUUACGGUCUAAAGCUUGAAGUUUAUCAAUGAACGUGUCAGACAUUUACUACAACUAUUGUAUUUUGGGCGACAGCACACAAAUAUAUGGUGCUGAAUGUGGCUCCAGUUGUGUGCUGCUUGAGAAUGAUGUGCUGGAGAUGUACUUACCUCAAACACUGGACAUCAAGUACUGUUUACAUCAAGAGUUGACAUAAAAUAUUGCAUUUACGUGAGUUGAUUUCAUUUGAUAUUUAAUGAUGAAUUUACGAACGAAGGAAGCCUCACCAUGCAAUGCCUCAAAUCCUAUAAAGCUGAAGUCUCUCAUAAUAUUGGUCAUAGUACCAAAAAACAGGGUUAAAAAAAGUAUUUAUUCAUAACUUCCUAAAUUGGACAUUACUACCUGAUUGUGAUAGUGGUUGCGAUACAUGGCAGGCUGUCAUAGAGCACUAUGUUCCUUACGUUAUCCCUCCAGCUCACGUCUAGAGCCAUCCUCAGCAUGCAUGAAUAGCAGACAUCAAACUCUGCCUAUUGCUUUAUAGUAAGGGUCCAGGCCUUAGAGCCGUACAGUAUAACGGACUCCAAGAACAAAUCCGUUUAUUUGCUAUUUGGUUUUUUUCUUCAAAUCCUUGUAUUGGCUGUUGUAGCCCAAAGCCUUACCCAAAAUGGCACAAACAAGAUUAUCGUCUUGAAAUUUGGUUAAUUUAACAAUAUUUAUCACUGUGGAAAGAUAAACCUUAUUUGUAUUCAUUUCUCUACUUGGCACAAACAAGAUUAUCGUCUUGAAAUUUGGUUAAUUUAACAAUAUUUAUCACUGUGGAAAGAUAACCCUUAUUUGUAUUCAUUUGUCUACUUGGCAUUAAAAUGUUCACAAUGAAUAUUGAUAUGA
Asterias rubens (European starfish) is the source of this 2084-nucleotide messenger RNA. Its product is annotated as RNA transcription, translation and transport factor protein-like. The record is from RefSeq and is a predicted model, not a curated record. The transcript has 7 exons. Gene Ontology annotation, biological process: tRNA splicing, via endonucleolytic cleavage and ligation. Bases 113 to 844 code for a protein of 243 amino acids. Gene Ontology annotation, cellular component: tRNA-splicing ligase complex. Lineage: Eukaryota; Metazoa; Echinodermata; Asteroidea; Forcipulatida; Asteriidae. Gene Ontology annotation, molecular function: RNA binding.